AUGAUCUUUUUGAAAACCUCCACCCAACACGUCACUCUUCCACUUCGUUGCGAGACAUCCAAAACAACGUUGCCACCUUCAAACUCAGUCAGUCAGUGGGAAUGAGUCACCCGAGCAAGUGCUGAGCUGCUCGAGAUACUCUAGCAAUAUCGCCACCUGUGUUAGUUAGGUUGCCUGAAGACUUGCAGUGAAGACAUAAUUUCAGCCUGUGCCUUUUAGUCAUAUUACUACUACAAUAACCAAAGCAACGUAAAAAUGGUCAAGUCAACUCUUUCUCUCGUGUCUGUGGCGGCAGUUCUCUCUGUGGGCACUGCGUUCCAACCUUUGGCCGGUGUUUCCACCCAAAGACAGACAAUGGAUUUCUGCAGAACGCAGCCGCUCUACAUGUCUGACGAUUGGGACGCUCCCUCCAAGUCUGCCAUGAUUGGUGGCGCUGGAAUUAAUAAUGCCGGAGAACCACCAUUUGAAAUUCGUGGGUUUUCUCUAGGUAACUUGGUGAUUGGAGCUGGACUCUUGACCACCUUUGCAUCCUUUGCCGAAUACUUGGGUGACAACUCGGAAACGUUAGGAGUCUCUGGUUUGGGCUUUGUCUACGGAAUCCCCAUCUUUUUGGCCGGAGCCGCUCUGAAAUACGCCGAAAUUGAACCCGUCCCGUGCUUUAGCACCAAGGCCGGAGAAGCCAUUUUUGAAAGCAAGGCCACCGAGACAAUUCGCAAAAUCAAGCAGGAUGUCACCCGUCAUCGAUAUGGAGAUGAAGCACACUUGGAUACCACCGUCAAGAAACUCGGUUUGGUCGUUCCUGGAAAGGCAUACCCUCAAUUGCAAGAAUUGCGAGAAGAAGAAAUCGAUGGAGAAUUGGCAUUCACCAUGGUGUGGCAAUCGUUGGAUACUCCCUAUAAAAUGUGGGCCGAUGAACGUCGCGUCAAGAAAUACGAAACCUUCUUUGGUCCUAAUAUCAAUGCCGAUGUCGUCAAGCUUGAUGCCGAACAACGAUUGGUUGGAAUCCGCCUUACUACUGGAGAACGCAAGGUGGAGACCCCAGAAGAGACAGCCAAGGAAACAACAGAAGCCUAAGGAGGAAAUAAUGAAAGAAAAAAGCAAUCCCAGAGGAGACAAACGCACCCCGGUAGACUAGGCUAAUUUCGGUGAACUUUUCAAUAGAUAUAUAUUUAUGACAC
Seminavis robusta is the source of this 1178-nucleotide messenger RNA. The record is from the annotation of a GenBank genome assembly. NCBI's taxonomy places the organism in Eukaryota, Bacillariophyta, Bacillariophyceae, Naviculales, Naviculaceae.